GUGAUCUACACGGUGCGGAAACCCAAGGACGUCCUGGUCUCCCUCUACCACUUCGCCCGCAUCUUCCGGCCCUACAAAGACCCGGGCCUGGAGCAGUUCCUGGAGCACUUCCUCAAGGGGGACGUGCCCUUUGGUUCCUGGUUCGACCACGUCCGGGGCUGGAUGGGGCUGCGGGGCCGCGACAACUUCUUCUGCAUCAGCUACGAGGAGCUGCAGCAGGACCUGCGGGGCAGCGUGCAGCGCCUCUGCGCGUUCCUGGGCCGGCCGCUGGGGGGCGCUGCCCUGGACGCGGUCGUGGCCAACGCGUCCUUCGCGGCCAUGAGCCGCAACCGGAUGAGCAACUUCAGCCUCCCCCUCUUCAUCCUGGACCUGAGGAGGGGGCCGUUCCUGCGCAAGGGGAUCUCGGGGGACUGGAAGAACCACCUGACCCCGGAGCAGAGCUCCCGCUUCGACCGUUACCGGGAGCGCAUGGCGGGGCUCGGGGUCACCUUCCCCUGGGACCCCCCCGAGGAGCCCCCCGAGGACGAGGCCCCCCCCAGCUCCUCCCAGGACCCCCCCCGAGCCCUGCCCCCCUCCCCAGCCCCCCCCACCCUGAGCCCCCCCCCCGCACCAUUGGGGGAGGGGGUUUAG
Pezoporus flaviventris is the source of this 630-nucleotide messenger RNA. It is a transcript of the gene SULT2B1, whose product is annotated as sulfotransferase family 2B member 1. Gene Ontology annotation, cellular component: cytoplasm. Gene Ontology annotation, molecular function: sulfotransferase activity. The record is from RefSeq and is a predicted model, not a curated record. Lineage: Eukaryota; Metazoa; Chordata; Aves; Psittaciformes; Psittacidae. Gene Ontology annotation, biological process: sulfation.